Onychostruthus taczanowskii (white-rumped snowfinch) is the source of this 750-nucleotide messenger RNA. Its product is annotated as NAD(P)(+)--arginine ADP-ribosyltransferase 2-like. The transcript has a single exon. The record is from RefSeq and is a predicted model, not a curated record. Bases 1 to 750 code for a protein of 249 amino acids. NCBI's taxonomy places the organism in Eukaryota, Metazoa, Chordata, Aves, Passeriformes, Passeridae. Gene Ontology annotation, molecular function: NAD+-protein-arginine ADP-ribosyltransferase activity; NAD+ poly-ADP-ribosyltransferase activity.
AUGGCCCUCCUGGCUCACACCCUGGCACUGCUGGCAUUGGCUGUGGCCACCGUGGCCAUCCAGGUGGUGCCCCUGGACUUGGCUGAGGACGCCUUUGAUGACCGGUACGAGGGCUGUGUCCCUGCCAUGAAUGCAAAGUUGCAGGAGCUCCACAACUCCGAGUUACAGAUCAAUCCUGCUUUUGCCAUGGGCUGGGCAACCGCUAGAGCUGAGUGGGAGUGGCGGGGCUCUCCUGUGUCCCCUCUGGCAUCCCACUGGCAGGCCUUGGCUCUCAUGACCUACACGUCGCAGGACGUAUACAAGGAGUUCAACGCCGCCAUGCGCAGGGCCGGGCGCUCCCACCAGGAAUACCAGGACAACUUCCACUUCAAAACGCUGCACUUCCUGCUGACCGACGCCCUGGAGACACUGAGGCACGCUCAGAACGAGCAGUGUCACAACGUGUUCCGGGGCGUGCGUGGUGUUCGUUUCCAGGCACAGCGAGGCGACACGGUGCGGUUCGGUCAGUUCACGUCGACGUCGCUGAGCAAAGAGGUGGCUCUGCAAUUUGGGAUAGACACGAUUUUUGAGGUGCGCACAUGCUACGGCGCCAACAUCCGUCAGUUCUCCAUGUAUCCGGGGGAGGAGGAGGUGCUGAUCCCGCCCUUCGAGAUGUUUGAAGUCAGAAAAGUCAUCUGGGACGGGGAGAGGACAUGGAUCAGUCUCUACUCUGCGGGGUCCUUGACCAAACACAACUGCGAGGUCAGUUAG